Molecule: messenger RNA, 573 nt
Organism: Aureobasidium vineae
Lineage: Eukaryota; Fungi; Ascomycota; Dothideomycetes; Dothideales; Saccotheciaceae
Source: the annotation of a GenBank genome assembly
AUGAGAAGUACGAAUCACAACUCUCUUGUUUCCUUCGACCAUCGUAUUGAUUUCCAUUCAGCUGUCAUUCAACGAGUAAAGUCAGCCUCAGUCACGGUAGAUGGCCAACUUGUCUCAACUAUCGGCAAAGGCUUGCUUGUGUUAGCGGCUAUCGGCAUGGAUGAUACUCAGAAGGAGGUCGAGUCCAUGGCCAAUAAGAUCCUAAAAGCAAAGCUAUGGGACAGUGAUGAAGGCGGCAAAUGGAAAUGGGGUGUCAAGGACAUCGAGGGAGAGGUUCUCUGUGGCAACAAGCCCGAUUUCCAUAAGUCUGCCAAUGCAGAAAAGGCAAAGGAGCUCUACGGCCAGUUCUUCAAGAAAGUACAAACUCUGUACCAAGCAGACAGAGUGAAAGAUGGCGUCUUCCAAGCCAUGAUGGAUGUAGCUCUAGUCAACGACGGACCGGUCACUAUCCAGAUAGACACGGAUCCUCCCAAGAUGGACAACCCUACUAGCUUUGAUCUCCCCGGCGACCCUCUCACUCACAAGGGAAAGCUGCAGACAACAUUCGAGCUUCCAGCUUCGCUUCUUGAGUAG